This is a messenger RNA of Haliotis rubra (blacklip abalone), 3996 nucleotides long. Its product is annotated as receptor-type tyrosine-protein phosphatase alpha-like. The record is from RefSeq and is a predicted model, not a curated record. Gene Ontology annotation, molecular function: protein tyrosine phosphatase activity. NCBI's taxonomy places the organism in Eukaryota, Metazoa, Mollusca, Gastropoda, Lepetellida, Haliotidae. Bases 9 to 2636 code for a protein of 875 amino acids. The transcript is spliced from 24 exons. Gene Ontology annotation, biological process: protein dephosphorylation.
UGCAACAAAUGGGUGGAGAUGUCAGCAAAUGUGAAAACCCUUGUGUUGCUGGGACAUACGGACAUCGCUGUGCAGAGACGUGUAACGAGGGAUGUAAACCUGAACACUGCAACCGCGUCACCGGUGACUGUGACUCCAAAUGUAAAGAUGGAUGGAGAGGUCGGCAAUGUCUGAAAAAAUGCAGGAAAGGGCAGUAUGGACCAAGUUGUAACAACCGGUGCCGCAGUCAAUGUAGCAGAUGCCACCAUGUCACAGGGAACUGUGCCGGUAACUGCCGUUCUGGGUGGCAUGGGGAAAACUGCUCUUCACGAUGUCCACCAGGCACAUAUGGCCAGGAUUGCAGGAAUCAGUGUCAUGAAGGAUGUCAGCCUGAGAAAUGCGACUCAGACAAUGGACAUUGUGGAACUUCCUGUAUAGCCGGAUGGACUGGAGAAAACUGUGUUGAUGUCUGUUCCCCUGCGACAUACGGAGAGAACUGUCUGCUGGACUGCUCCAUGGGAUGUGUCAACCAGACUUGUGACAGAACCACUGGGCGUUGUGACGUGUGUCUAGAUGGAUGGGAACACGAGGACCUGAACAUAACGAGAUGCGACAAAGAGUGCGACAAUGGAAGGUAUGGCGAAAAUUGUAAGGAAGAUUGCAGCAUCCACUGUAUCAAUGCCACGUGUCACCAUGUGAAUGGCUCCUGUACUCAUGGCUGUCUGAACGGAAGAAGUGGCGAGUAUUGUUCAGUUUUUGAAGCCGGCCCCCAGAAUGUAAAUCUCAUCGUUGGACUCAUUCUCUUUCUAAUCGUCAUGAUCGCACUUGUCAUGUGUGUUGUUUUCUUUCGAGAGCCGUUGAGAAGAUUUAGGGACAAAAAGAUUGAAGAAAGGAGUGCUAACGGGAUGAACCUACCUAUGGCAGCCCGUGGAGGCCAAGAUGCAUCGGAACAGGUGGCCGCCAACGACGAAGACGAGGCUAUCUAUGUCAAUGUCCCGAGUAGUGUUCCAGUGGCAGUCAGUGCCUUCAAGGAAUUCGUUGCCAGGAAGAAAGCCACAAAGGAAAUCUUGGUGAAAGAGUAUGCUGAACUCCCUAAAGGCCUGACGGCUAUUCACGACAAAGCAGUGACGCAAGUGAACAGCCCGAAGAAUAGAUUUAAAGGAAUUUACCCGUAUAACCACUCUCUUGUAGUUCUGAAAGGGAAUGGUGGCAGUAGUGGCUACAUAAACGCCAGCUACAUCGAUGGACGAACAAGGGGGAAACAGUACAUCGCAACACAGGGUCCUCUGCCUAACACUGUUGUGGACUUCUGGAAGAUGAUUUGGCAAGAACAGGCUCCUGUCAUUGUCAUGCUGGCCAAUAUCACGGAAGAUGGGAGGAGACGCUGUGAGCCGUACUGGCCCAAUGAACAAGGAGAGGACACCAAGACGUUCGGCCCCUGGAAGAUUACAGUGGCUGACUCCUGUCCUCUGGCUGACUUCACCAUCAGAACACUCACGAUAAAGAAGGGAGGCAUGCAGAGGACGGUGAAACAUGUUCACUACAUGGUGUGGCCUGACAAGGAUGUGCCAGAAAACACCAUGUCUCUGGUGGAGCUCAGGAACAAAGUCAGGACCUUCUGUGACUUCGCCCAAGGACCCAUGGUCGUACACUGCAGUGCUGGUGUGGGCAGAACAGGAACCUUGAUUGCUCUGGACUCCCUGAUAGAAGACGCAGAGACCCGAAACAUGGUUGACAUCUACGGCUGUGUCUGGCGACUCAGGAACUGCAGAGUCAGUAUGGUACAGACACAGUCCCAGUAUGUGUUCCUCCAUGACUGCCUCCUGGACGCUCUGUGCCAUACAGUCCUCUCCACACCCGCCAGUCUCUAUGGCAACGCACAUCAACAGCUAAAGAAGAACUCCAACCUUGCUGUUGCCUAUCAGAAAAUCUGCGAGUGCCCUGAGACUGAGCAUGUGAGUGACGCUGCCAGGGACCUAGAGAACAUCGGCAAAAACAGAAACAAGGACAUUCUUCCUGGAGACAAGCAUCGCGCUACUCUGUCAACACGCGAAGCAGGGGGGCACCGACUACAUCAAUGCAGUCAUCGCUCCGUUGUUGACUUCUGGCGUCUCGUCCACGACUAUGACGUCCGUGGCAUUGUCCUGCUGGAGAACUACACCGACAUGGACGCGAAGUGUGGCAUGUUCUGGGCCAAAGACAAAAAGCCGACCAAGUUUGGUCCCUUCAGCGUUAGUGAAGGGAAGAUUGAGGAACAUACCGGCUUUACUAUGGAGAAAAUCUGUUACAGCCAAGGGAACGUUGAAAGGGAGGUAACCGUGUUCCGUUCUCCCGCCUGGCCUAAGAAGAGUUCACUUCCGGAAUCGCCAUCUAGCCUCCUCAGCUUGAUUGACUUCCUCAGACAGUGGAACGCUGGUGCUCCUUCACCCCUUCUAGUUGUCUGCAGGGACGGAGCCACCAGAAGCGGUCUCUUCUGUGUUAUUGCCAGCGCAGUGCAGCGCCUGCUGUUGGAAAAGGAAGUCGCCCUCCAGCAGACGAUACGCAGCAUACGUUUUGUCCGGAAACAAGUUAUUCCCAACCUGGAACAAUUUGAAUUCUGCUAUGACUCUGUGAAGGCCUACAUGGACAGUUUCCAGGAAUACUCAAACUUUGCUUGAGAUGAAGUUUCAUUGAGUUAGUUCGCUAGGUGUUCUUUGUUGAGUUUUCUUUCUUUUUUUCACUUUGUUACAAUUCCAUUAUGUAUGUUUUCUAUUUUUUCGUUUCUUGAAAAUGUAUUUACAAAUCUUCGUUUCUUUUUAAUUCAGGUCGCCUGUGAGCAUUGUUCACAUGACCGACAAUAAAUGCGAUGUCAGUAGCAAUACAAAUGUGAAAUUCACAUGCAACUUUCCAGAUGGAUCUCAUUACUGUAAAUAUUUUGUGAGAGCAUCUUUCAAAGAACUGUUGUCAGUGUUAUCACAUAGCGAGGUGUAUGUUAACAUCGGGUGAACAAAGAACUGUUGUCAGUGUUAUCACAUAGCGAGGUGUAUGUUAACAUCGGGUGAACAAAGAACUGUUGUCAGUGUUAUCUCAUAGCGAGGUGUAUGUUAACAUCGGGUGAACAAAGAACUUGUCAGUGUUAUCACAUAGCGAGGUGUAUGAUAUAUCGAGGUGUAUGUUAUAACGAGGUGUAUCAUAUAGCGAGGUGUAUGUUAACAUCGGGGGAAAAUAGGAUCUGUAUUCCUAAAUAUCUCGCAAGGCUGAUAAACUUGCUAUUUUGAGAUAUUUUGAUUAUUACUUUUUGUUUUGUUUUAUUCAACAUGUAGUUUUUAAUACUUUUUCUUUUUAUGUUAUAUGUAGAUAAUAUGUUUAAACCUUUUAUAACAUUGCAGUUAACACUUCCUCAAAUAUUACGAAACUAAAACAUCUGACUGUUCUGGAAAGUGGACAUACAGAUGUCCCGUUUAUUUCUCCUGAUUUAAGAACAGUUUCUCCAUGUUAAUUGUUCUGUCCUUAGUGUGUGUGUCAAUUUAGAUUUCAUAUAUAUAUAACAAUAAAUACAAGCGACAAACCGUCAGUAAGUAUUACCCUCUAUGCAAGAAGUGAUUAUGUCGGCUUUGGGCUCCAGUAAAUGUAAGUGUAGAUCGCUCAGAGAAAUAUUCUGGGGAAAGUGAAUUAAAUCAUGUUGAAACAGAACGAUAUUGUUAAAUGAUCUAUCAUGAAUGUCACAUUUAAAUAGUAGGUAUGAAAUUUAUGUUUAAGAGCAUACCCCGUAACUGUCACCUUGUUAAUGACUUCUCUCCUGUUGAUCUCGGCAAGUUACUUGUAUGCUUCCGUAACUGUCACCUUGUUAAUGACAGCUCUCCUGUGGAUCUCGGCAAGUUAUCUGUAUGCUCCCGUAACAAAUACAAUUUAUGUACAAUGUUUAGAAUUGAGAAAUGCAUUGAGUUUGAUCUUUUGAAUCGAUUCGUUUUUAAGGUUUUUUUAAUUGCUUUUAAUAUAUUAUACUUGUUUAAUAUGUGAUAUCAUUAUGCUUCGUUU